GGUCCCAGGAAGUGGUGGAAACCAUCUGGGCCCACAUGUCAGUGAAACCUGUAAGCUCCGUGGUUUGGGGUUCAGGUUCCCCAAACCGCCGGGCGCCGCACCGCGUGCUCAGCCGUCAUCCACGCCGGCCGAAAUGCCCCGCCGCCUCGCGACGACCUACUCCGGCCGCAUCGCCGCCGCGACGCCGUCCCCCUCGGGCCCCUCCCUCACCGUCACCGUCUCCCCGAAGCCGCCCCCCGCCGCGGUCGACCCGCGCGGCUUCUCGCUCCCGCGCCGCCACCUCAUCUGCGCCGUCGCGCGCAUCCUCCGCUCCCCGGCCUCCCCCUCCCCGCUCCUCGACCUCGCCGACUACCUCGGCUCCCACCGGCUCACCCUCACCACCGACGAGGCCUCCGAGGUCAUCAAGGCGCUCGCCCCCGACACCGCCCUCGCGCUCGGCUUCUUCCGCUUCGCCGCCACCUCCCUCCCGGGCUUUCGGCACGAUGCCUUCUCCUACAACCGCAUCCUGGCCCUCCUCCACCGCACCCGCGCCGACCCUGCCGAGGCCGUGCGGCUCGUCGCGGAGAUGGAGCGGGACGGCGUUCCCGGCAACAUCUCCACCGUGAAUUUGCUGGUGGGGAUAGGCGUGGAGGUGGGGAGGUGCCUGGAGCUGGCGAAGAAGUGGGGGCUGAGGCUGAACGGGUACACUUACAAGGUUGUUGUGCAGGCGCACCUGAGGAGCAGGGAGGUGUGGAAGGGGUUCGAGAUGUAUGAGAAGAUGCGGAGGAAGGGCUACAAGCUGGACAUCUUUGCAUAUAACAUGCUGCUUGAUGCGCUUGCCAAGGCUGCAAUGGUUGACCAAGCUUACCAAGUCUUCGAAGAUAUGAAACAAAACAAUUGUGAGCCGGAUGCAUACACAUACACUAUACUAAUUAGAAUGUCUGGAAAGGCUGGGAAGACCACUAAAUUUCUCUCACUUUUGGAGGAAAUGGUGUCCAAAGGAUGUGUUCUUAACCUGAUUGCUUAUAAUACUGUUAUGGAGGCUCUUGGUAAGAACAAGAUGGUUGACAAGGUGAUUUUUAUGCUUUCUAAAAUGAUUGAGAGUGGCUGCCAGCCUAGUGAAUUCACAUAUAGGGUUAUCCUGGAUUCUUUAGCAACAGGAGGACAACUACACCGGCUGAAUGAGGUUCUAGAUAUCUGUAGUGGACAUCUGAACAGGUCGAUUUAUUCUUAUUUGGUCAAGUCACUCUGCAAAUCUGGGCAUGCAAGUGAGGCUCAUAAUGUAUUCUGUCGUAUGUGGAGUUCCCAUGAAAAAGGAGAACGGGAUGCUUUUGUAUCAAUGCUUGAGGCAUUAUGCAAUGCAGAAAAAACAGCAGAGGCUAUUGAUCUACUACAUAUGAUGCCUGAAAAGGGGAUUGCUACAGAUGUUGGAAUGUACAAUAUGGUCUUUUCUGCUCUUGGGAAGCUGAAGCAGGUGUCUUUCAUAAGCAAUCUCUAUGUUAAGAUGAAAACCAAUGGGGUUGUUCCUGAUGUUUUCACAUACAAUAUCAUGAUCUCAAGUUUUGGUAGGGUUGGCUUAGUUGAUAAGGCGCGUGAACUUUUUGAAGAAAUGGAGGCUAGCAGUUGUAAGCCUGAUGUCAUUACCUACAAUUCUUUUAUAAACUGCCUAGGGAAAAAUGGAGAUCUGGAUGAAGCCCACAUGCUUUUCAAAGAGAUGCAAGAGAAAGGAUAUGAUCCUGAUGUCUUUACUUACAGCAUAUUAAUUGAGUGCUUCGGGAAAUCCAAUAAGGUUGAUAUGGCGUGCAGCUUAUUUGAUGAGAUGAUUGCAGAGGGAUGUGUUCCUAAUAUUGUAACCUAUAACAUUUUACUAGACUGUUUGGAGAGACGUGGGAAGACAGCAGAAGCUCAUAAAAUUUAUGAAACUCUCAAGCAACAGGGGUUGACUCCUGACUCGAUAACUUACUCAAUACUUGAGCGAUUGGAAGCUAGAUCUCAACAAAGAGCAAGAAUACGUAAGCCAAGUCGGAUUACAGGUUGGGUUGUAAGUCCAGUGUGAUGACCUACCCUGGUUCUUUUGGUUGCAUACCUCCUGUGAGGUGGAGCUGAGGAUCCAUAAUCUGUAUGCAAUGUCUCCAAAUGAUUGCUCAAUCAUCGUGGAACAAACUAGUAGUCCUGACUCAUCAGAAUGAUAAGUUAAGUAUCAAGACUAUUGCAUGGCUGCCGAUAUUUCAGUUCUGAACAAUUCGUGAAUGAUGGACAUCUUGAGAAGAGGUAAGAACAUUUAUACUUCUCCUAUCGGAAGACUAUUUUAAAGAUGGUAGAACCUAUCAUGCAAAACUCAGAGUUAGUACCUACAUUCGUAGUUAUUGAAACCGGACCGGGCCAACGGUUUAGCUGGAAAAAACAGACUGAUAUCCAGCCUGUUCUGGUGUAGCUUUUGGAUCAUUUUUGUGCAUCCAAAAAACUAAAUUGGUGACCACAGAUGCAAGGACAUGUGCACUGCGGAAGGGAAUUCUGAAGCAGACAAGGUGUCAUUCAUUUUUGUCUUUUGUGCACCAUCAUUGUAGCCUAGGCGGUUCCUUUUGUUUUGUGUAUGUAUGUGGGAGAAUGCCGGAGCUGUUCCUGUUCAAAUGAAACAUAACUUUCUCCUUGAAUCUACCAAUUAUGAGCUUUAGCAUAGUUAAGCACUGUUCCAUAUGCUUUCAUAUGAUAUGAUCUCAAGUUGGGUGUUAUGAGAAUUGGCUUUGCCAUCAGGGUACCACUUGUUUAACUACCCAGCAUGGCAGUAUCAGUUAAUGUGAUGAGGUGCCUCUGUCUACGUCUCCACUAAUAUGGCAGUCUGUAGUAGUCAAAUCAUAUUCCUUUGAAAGCGAUUUUAGUUUGCAAAACAAUCUGCGAACCUCCUAAUUCAUUGUACAAGUUCUGAGUUGUGAGAAGAAUUUUCCAUUCGAAUAGGAUAAGAUAUUUAUGAAUUUUCUGUGGAUAUGAUCUGUGGCUGUCAACAUUUUGAAUGAAACAACAUAAGAAUACCAGAAUAUGCUUCAAACGGUUAUCAAUCCCGACAUCUGUCAUCAUGUGAAGUGUGAAUAUUUUUCUUAUAUUUUAACCAAUGCCUAUUCUUAACUGAAAAGCAGUACAUUUUGGAUCCCUACAGGAAGUUUAAUAAGGAGUUGUUCACACCUUAAAAUUUAAAUAUUUGUUUUUAGUUAGAACUAUUGGUAAACUUUGUUGUAGCAUUCUCAUGAUAUAGUAGUUAUCAUAUAUAAGGUUCAAUGGUUAACCGUAACUAGCACUUGAACAUGAAGAACCUCCAGUCUCCCAGCUAAAUGGAUCUUCUGAUUCAUGGUAAGGUCCCUUGCGCUCACUUCAGGAGACUGAAACUAUGUUUCAUGUUGGCCACAAAUGGUAGCCACACUCAGGAAUCUUUAUUUUUCACAUUUGUCACACUGGUGAUGUAGCUUUAGCUUUAAUUGAGGGAUUCAGGAAGACGUGUCGCUAAAAAAUAUCAUCUAUUAGCAAAAUAUUUAUGGGUACAGAUGCCUGACCACAGGUUUUUAAUGUAAUAUGUACAUUGCUGGCCAGGUGUUUUACCCCCAUUUUCUCCAUAUAUUGUAUUGGUAAGAAGUGUCCUGAUUAAUGGAAGAAUGAUUAUCAUAGCUCAUCUCUGUGUCAUUUCUCUAGGAGCUAAACUUGCGUUAUUUUUCUUGUGUUCAUCAAUCCUUCUUUUUAUCAUUACUAAUCUAAUCUGAAAUUGAUGUUAUAUAAUUAAAUGAAGUUGUGAUUUUUUGUUGAAAACAAGGGUGAUUUUGCUUGCUAUUCAUGGUUUAAUAGGCUAGAUGGAGUGGCUGGACCAAUGGUGGAGACAUCAAAGGCAGGUUUAAGGACUCCAGUGUACUUUACUUUUUAUGUCUUUAGAAUAUUAAACCGGAAUAAAGUAACGUGGUUGCAUCUUCUUGCAUCACAUAGGUAAUGACAUUUUGUGGAAAUAUGCUUAUGAAAGGGUAUACCUUGAAUAUUUUCAAACCUCAACACUGUACUAGGAAAGUGAAUAUUGAAUACAUGUUGGAAUAAAUUGUGGUAUUUAUACUCUUCCAGAAACUGAGUUGAACAAAUCCUAAUUCUUUUUUGCUACUAGUUGAAUAGCGGGUGGUUGCAAACCAAGCCCUCAAAUUGCUUCAAUUUCGUGCUUCUCACUUUCUGGAAGAGUAAACAAGCACUAGUUGAGGAAUAAACUGACAUGCUGAAGCUCCAAACUUCCGUUAUCCACAUGCUUACGGAACAUGUAUAGAUUCUGCAUCCAUCAUGUCAUUCUAAGAUGAUCAACUGCAUUUUGUGGUCACAAAUCCUCUAAUUUGUGUCUAGCUAGGGUGUUGUGGAAGAAUCACAUGCAUUAGAAUUUACCAAAUGGCUGUCCUUUUACGGACAUAUGAGCUGCCAGGCAGUCAUACUCACACCUGCCAAAUUACCUCUUGGUACAAAUUUGUCUUCCUUUUUUUAUCAAUCCAAGACAUUGAACUACAUUCUGGGUAUAGAUUUGUAUCCUGGUUUUGCAGAAUCUAGAUGUAUCAAGUUUUGAAAUUUUGAACUCUAUGUUAAAAAUUAAGUACAGGUUUAUAUUAGAUGUUGAUAUGAAAGGUCAAAUGUGAAUUUGUAGAUAUGAAUUUUAUUUCAAAAAAAUUAAGUUGGGUGGUGUUCAAAAUUCAGAUUGAUAUUUAACACUUCAACUAGACUAAAAUUUUAUAUUUAGAAGACUAUUUUCAGUGUCAAAUUGAUUUGAAUUUUACAUUUGUUUCAUGUUCUAUGAUAAUCAUAACUAAACUAUUCUAGUUUAAAAUUGGAAUCCAUCAUUAAAUAAUGUAAAUAUUGAGCCAUUUUACUUUUUUUUUAUUUGUACAGCUUGCCUGUGAUGUUUACAUUUCCAGAUACUUUUAAUUGUAAUUCUUAAUUUUUACCCUUGGAAAUUAUACUCCUAUUUAUUUUAAAUUGUUUUGGAUUUUAUGCAUUAUAGUUGUGUAUUACUAAUUUACUCCAGAAUUGUAUUGUCAGCAGUUGAGAUCAAAUAGGAGCUAGUUUAGAAAGUUGGGAAUAAUUCAAUUUAGGAGGCCGAUAAGGUGUCUUUUCGGGCAGUCCCUUAUAACAAGACAAUGUCCUGGUUCAAUUCGGAUACAUAAACUAUAGAUGCCUUGUUCUUGUUUUCUAAAAAUAAAAUAUUGCAGAGCCCCAUUUAAAAAAUUUAGAUGCCUUGUCAAAUAUUCUGUGACUGACUCGAGUCUUCCCUGUUCUAUUUAAGAGGCAUAGGCCUCUUAGGAUCGCCAGUUGUUUUGGACUUCAAGUUUGCUGAAUGAUAAAACAAUGGCAUUUUGCUGUGCACUCCUUAACAUAUUUGAGAUGCUAUAUUUCUUUGGUUUUGCCAAAGAUUCCAGAUGCAAAAGUAGUUGAUUUUGGCAGGCCUGUAGCAGGUGACAAUGCACCAAUGCUAUGAUAAAUCCUCUGUUUGGGGAUGGGUUAGGGGAAGGGGGGGAAGGGGAACCUGUGCAAAACUAUGUCAGAGAAAGUAGAACCAACAGCUUAUGAUGGCUUUCAUGGACAUAACCUGUUUAUGUACAUGUCCGUCAUAGUGAACAACUGUAUAGUUAUUGUAUAUAUUGAUCCUUUUUUGUGCAGUAUAUCUCCGCAUAUUGAUUUCUAUCCAGAUUCCAUGCUUUUCCCUUACAAUACUGUACUCUGACAGCUUCACAUGUAGAAGUCAUUGCUUGAAAUCUUCAAUAUUUGGAAUAGCGCCAUGUUUCUUCGGCACAUUAUUGCAGAAGGGGUUCUUGCAGUUAUUCCUAUAACACCGUUGCUUGGGGGCAUUGAUGUGCUCGAUGCCGUCAAAGGUGAAUAUGGUGAGUUGUGGUUCACCCUAAUUUCUUACCAAAUACAUCCAAUGCUUUUUCUGCAUCACUCCAGGUCUCACUGGCUUACUGGAGUUUCUACAGGUAAUGUGUGCAAACAUCCAUUAAAUAAUGGAUGUACAAAGAGACUGAUAGGUUUCAUGGUUCAGGGGAAAAGAGGGGUCUGGUUGAAGAUACUGAAAGAUGAAGGUGAUCUAGUUCCUAUAGCAAUAAAGGCAAGUUGAUCUUACAAAGAUUUUUGCGGGGAAAAAAAAGCCUUGCUUUUGACACUAGAAUAUCAAGUGUUCAGUUUAUUGUUGCUUAAGGGGGUGUUUGGAGCUAGAGUUGGUGGAGCUGGACGUGUUUGACAGGGGAGUUUUGUGGAGUUGGUGGAAAGGAGCUAUUUUUCCGUAGUAGAGUGCUGUCAAACAUCCCUUGUCAAACAUCCCUUAAGCUUGCAAAUACAAGUUCAAAUCGUCGCAUAUAUUUA
This is a messenger RNA of Setaria italica (foxtail millet), 6342 nucleotides long. RefSeq names its product pentatricopeptide repeat-containing protein At1g51965, mitochondrial. Gene Ontology annotation, molecular function: protein binding. Lineage: Eukaryota; Viridiplantae; Streptophyta; Magnoliopsida; Poales; Poaceae. The coding region runs from base 134 to 2035 and encodes 633 amino acids. The transcript is spliced from 2 exons. The record is from RefSeq and is a predicted model, not a curated record.